AUGGGACUGACCCGUCGAAGACCUAACAAGUCUUGCUCCCUGCCUUGUGCGAUCUUGUUUGACACUCGGAAGACUUUACACCGCAAGAAAUGCUCAGACGAAGAAACGGCAGACCCUAAGUACACAUUUCUGGCAGCAGCUUUUAACCUCUGCCUGAGGUACCAUAAAGUAACGCAGUACUGGAAGACAUCCAAGACCAUCCUCAUCUUCAACAAAGGCGAUCCAGAUGACCCUUUGAACUGGAGGCCAAUCACACUUAUGUGCACCAUAAAUAAGCUCCACACCGGGUGCCUGGCAUCAAGCCUACAAUCAUGGAUUAUAGACAACCACAUCCUCAGCCACUGCCAGGAAGGCUUCAUACCGUUCCACGGUGUCUUCGAGCACAACUUCGUCUUGCAAACACUCAUCAAUAAGGCGAGAACGAAGGCUAGCGACCUCUGCACUGCACUGCUCGAUUUCUCAAAUGCUUUCGGCUCCGUACCGCACAACGCCAUCGUGCAGAAAUCAUCCAAGACCUCUACGACGGCAACAACACAACGUCCAUCACCGGAUGAGGUCAAACAGACCCUAGCAAGGUGA
This is a messenger RNA of Ornithodoros turicata, 579 nucleotides long. RefSeq lists its product as uncharacterized. The transcript is spliced from 2 exons. The coding region runs from base 1 to 579 and encodes 192 amino acids. The record is from RefSeq and is a predicted model, not a curated record. NCBI's taxonomy places the organism in Eukaryota, Metazoa, Arthropoda, Arachnida, Ixodida, Argasidae.